AUGAUCUGGUUAGGUACUGGUGGAUUUGAUUGUUGUAACCCACAGAUGAGUCAGUUGGGUUCUCCAAGUAAUGCUGUUCUUUUUGCUACAAAGUCUGAACAAGAUGUUCAAAAAUCUUAUGUUUAUCUUGAAGGUGGUAAUUUAUACCCAAUCAGAAUUGCAUACAUUAACGCUGUUUCCGAUUCGGCACUUUCGUUCAACAUUGUUACUCCAUCUGGUUCCAAUGCAGACUUGUCUUCAUUGGUUUAUCAAUUAGAUGGCGCUACUGCUGGUAUGCAAUGUACUAAGGUUACUGCUUCCACUACCCUUGGAUCAACCACUGUCUAUGUCACUAAUGUUCCUCAAGGUUCGACUUAUCAUGUUCCAGUGACGAUAACUUCCUCCGGCAGUGCAGUUAUUGUCGAUGAAGCACAAGUUGGUAUUGUUUCUAUGGUCGAUACUUUGAGUAUCACAUCCACCAAAACCUGGUCCGAGUCAACGACUUCCACCACAACCAUAACAACAGCUUUCACUUCCAGUGAUGGCCAAGUUUACGGUGAAAACCUUGUUGAAGUCUUUGUUCCUCCUCUCCCAACUAUCACCACCACUUGGACUGGAAAUUUUGUCAAUAGUGUUAAAACUACCAUGCCAAUCACCUUAACUGACGGUUCGGUUGUGACCACCGAGGUUGUUCUCGUUGAAGAGCCUCCUCUCUCAACUACUUACAGUGCUUGGGAUAAAACUUCUUACCUAACUACCACUGUGGAGACCACAUUGGCAUGGGGUCCAAGUACUACCUAUGUUGAAGUUUUUGGUCCUGCUCUUUCAACUACAUCCACAUGGGGUUCUGGAGUUUCCACUGAAACUGUUACAACUCAAGCUGUUAUUACUGAUGAUGACAAUACCAUUACUACCUCUUAUGUUGAAAUCAUCUUACCUGGCCUAACUAGAACAACCAGUGAAUGGACUGCUUAUUCUACUGCAACAUCUUAUUGGACAACCACUAUUGAUGGUAAGGAACAAGUUACCGGAGAAGUUAUUGUUUACCAACCACCAAGAGAAACCAUUUACACCUGGGAUUCAGCUAAUCCAUGGCCUCACACUUCUACCUCUAGUAAUGCGGUUGUUACCGAAUCCGACGGUAGUGUCAAAACAGAAGACAUUGUCUAUGUUUAUAGAUCAUUGUCCACCUCCUACACUUUUGGUACUGACACAACUUUCGCUACUUCUACUGUUACCACGACUAUCAACGAUAAGGCAACUACUUAUCUUGUAGUUGAUGCACCAACUCCGUUCACUACCAAGGUCGUCGAGUCUAACACUUGGGGGACAGCCACUGAAAUUGCUACUACUACCGAUGCUAACGGUAACCCUGCAGUUGAAGAAAUUCUUAUCAUCCCAUCAUAUUCUCGUUCAAUCUCCGAAUGGAACAAAUCUUAUUCAUCCUCUUACACCACUUGGUCUAAUUUAGGUUGGACUACCUCUACUUACGUUGUCGAAUUUGCUCCAUCCUACUCUACAUCCAUCUCUUACUGGUCUAGAACUUAUGCAAGUACUGAAACCCUUGCUCUUACUUUAACUGAUGGCCUAAGUGUUUACACCACCACCUAUUAUUAUGCUCAUGAACCACAAGUUUCUACUGUUACCGAAAAUUGGAACAAACCAUUCACCACCACUUACACCACAUAUGGUGUUAUUUCUACCAAUAAUAAGCACUACACAUCUUCUGAAAUUAUUGUUGAAAUUCCAUCUGACCCGGUUUCGUCUUGGACUACAACCACUUCUUACAUCAGCGAUUGUAAUUCAGAUGCAGUUACCUCAACAACUAUUUCAACAACAACAAUAAGUGGUGUUGAGACCUCGAUUGGAUAUGAGUAUGUUACAGCUCCUGCUCCUUCUUGUUACUUACCACCGGCUUCCACCGGUACCUUAACAACUUCAUCUGUUACAGUCACAACUGAUUGUUCCAGUACUGCAGUUACCUCCACUGUUGCAACCACCAAUGCUAAGGGUUCUGCAACUACUUAUGUUUUAGUGGAAACUCAUUCACCUGCUCCAUCCUGCGCAAAGCCAUCAGGCGUUGCUCCAGAACAUCACACUGUUACUGUUACAACUGAUUGUUUAUCGACAACUAUAUCUUCUACCGUCACUACUACUGAUUCUGCCGGUAAGCCAACCACAUACGUUGAUAUUGAAGUUCACUCACCAGCAGCAUCAUGUGCAACCUUGUCCACCUCGACCAUGACUGUUUCUACAGACUGUUCAUCUACCGUUGUCACAUCCACUGUUACUUCAUCGAACUCUGCAGGUGUUGCAACCACAUACGUUGUCGUUGAGACCCACAAGCCAGCAGCAUCCUGUGCAACCUUGUCCACCUCAACUGUCACUGUUUCUACAGACUGUUCAUCUACCGUUGUCACAUCCACUGUUACUUCAUCGAACUCUGCAGGUGUUGCAACCACAUACGUUGUCGUUGAGACCCACAAGCCAGCAGCAUCCUGUGCAACCUUGUCCACCUCAACUGUCACUGUUUCUACAGACUGUUCAUCUACCGUUGUCACAUCCACUGUUACUUCAUCGAACUCUGCAGGUGUUGCAACCACAUACGUUGUCGUUGAGACCCACAAGCCAGCAGCAUCCUGUGCAACCUUGUCCACCUCGACCGUGACUGUUUCUACAGACUGUUCAUCUACCGUUGUCACAUCCACUGUUACUUCAUCGAACUCUGCAGGUGUUGCAACCACAUACGUUGUCGUUGAGACCCACAAGCCAGCAGCAUCCUGUGCAACCUUGUCCACCUCGACUACUGUUAUUACUACAGAUUGUGAAUCAACUACUGCAACAUCUACUGUUGCAACCACCAACUCUCAAGGUGCAUCGACCACUUACGUUGUUGUAGAGAAACACGUUCCAGCAGAAUCAUGUGUUCCACUAAGAACAACUACGUCUACCGUCACUACUGAUUGUUUAUCAACUACUUUGACAUCCACAUUAAAGACUACUAACGCAGCAGGUGUAACAUCUACUUACGUUGUCGUUGAAAAACACGUUCCAAAUCCAACAUGUGCUAAAACUUCGGGCGUUGCUCCAAACCAUCACACUGUUACUGUUACAACUGAUUGUUUAUCGACAACUAUAUCUUCUACCGUCACUACUACUGAUUCUGCCGGUAAGCCAACCACAUACGUUGAUAUUGAAGUUCACUCACCAGCAGCAUCAUGUGCAACCUUGUCCACCUCAACUGUCACUGUUUCUACAGACUGUUCAUCUACCGUUGUCACAUCCACUGUUGCUACUACUGAUGCACAAGGAUCUGCUACUACAUACGUUGUCGUUGAGACCCACAAGCCAGCAGCAUCAUGUGCAACCUUGUCCACCUCGACCGUGACUGUUUCUACAGACUGUUCAUCUACUGUUGUCACAUCCACUGUUGCUACUACUGAUGCACAAGGAUCUGCUACUACAUACGUUGUCGUUGAGACCCACAAGCCAGCAGCAUCAUGUGCAACCUUGUCCACCUCGACCGUGACUGUUUCUACAGACUGUUCAUCUACUGUUGUCACAUCCACUGUUGCUACUACUGAUGCACAAGGAUCUGCUACUACAUACGUUGUUGUCGAAAGUCACUCACCAGCAGCAUCAUGUGCAACCUUGUCCACCUCAACUGUCACUGUUUCUACAGACUGUUCAUCUACCGUUGUCACAUCCACUGUUACUUCAUCGAACUCUGCAGGUGUUGCAACCACAUACGUUGUCGUUGAGACCCACAAGCCAGCAGCAUCCUGUGCAACCUUGUCCACCUCAACUGUCACUGUUUCUACAGACUGUUCAUCUACUGUUGUCACAUCCACUGUUGCUACUACUGAUGCACAAGGAUCUGCUACUACAUACGUUGUUGUCGAAAGUCACUCACCAGCUCCAUCCUGUGAACCUUCCCAAGUCUCUACUACUACAUCCUAUGUUUCCACUUGUGGCGACUCAAGUGUCUACACAUCCAGUGUUACUACUACUGAUGCAAACGGAUCUAGUACUGUAAGUGGUAUCGUGGUGGUUCAAACGCCAAUUAGUUAUUGUUUCUUGACUUCUAUCGAUCCAAGACACCAAUAUGUUACUGUUGAAACACCAGGUUCAAGAUGUACUGUUGAAACUAUUGAAGCGUACUCCACCGUUAUUACUGUUUCUGGUGUUGCAGUUCCUACUGAAGCAGUUGUUAUUGCUACUCCACCAGCGUCUUGUUACUCUACAGUAACAUCUACAUCUACCAAUCCGUUAUGCGCAAGUUCUGCUUACACAACUAGUGCCGGUACUACAUUAGCUGAUGGCUCAGUUUCCAGUGUCGUUGUUGUUGUUGAAGAAGUUCCAGGUACAUUAUGUUUCCCCGGUGCAAUUACUACUACUGAAGUUGCUUAUGACUGUGAAUACACUGCAUACACUACGAACGUUGCAACUACCGAUGUAUCAGGCAGAUAUGUUAAUGCCACCUUGGUUGUUGUUGAGACCCCAGCAGCAUCAUGUGCACAAUUACCAACAUUGUCCACAACUUUGGUGGCACCUGAUUGUCAGUCAACCAGUUUUGUGUCUUCUUAUGUUUCGGUGAACUCAUAUGGUAUUCCUAUUACUGGUAGCUUAGUUGUUGUUGAGACCCCAGCAGCAUCAUGUGGUACUACCCCUGUUCCUACAGCACCAGGUUCUACAGCACCAGGUUCUACCACCACAGCACCAGGUUCUACAGCACCAGGUUCUACCACCACAGCACCAGGUUCUACCACUACCAUUCCAGGAUCUACUACCACUGUUCCAGCUUCUGACUGUGUUUCUACUACCUACACAUCAUACUCGUAUGUUACCAACGCCAGUGGUGUUACUACAGCUAGCUACUUAGUUGUUGUAGAAACUCCAGAUGUUACCUGUGUCCCAAGAACAUCCAUCGAUCCAAACCACACUUUACACGUGACAACUGAAGCAAGCGAUUGCCAACCUGAAACUAUUACCACCACCACUUCUACCACCAAUGCAUCCGGUAUUGUUGUUAUUUUCAGUGAAGUUAUAGUUGAAACCCCAGCAGCAUCAUGUGGAACUACCUCUGCUUCUACUGCGACAGCUUCUACUGCGACAGCUUCCACUGCACCAGUUUCCACUACUACCAUUCCAGCUUCUGACUGUGGUUCUUCCAGUUACACUUCCACUUAUGUGACUGUUGAGGGUGAUGUUACUGUCACUGGUGACUUAGUUGUUGUUGAAACUCCAGAUGCGACCUGUCAACCAGGUUACACUUCUACUGCACAUGUUACCAGUACCUCUACUGUUACAUGCCAUAAAUGUGAUCACAAGACUUACAAUACUGAAAUUACCACAGUUACUGAUGGUAUUACAGUUACCACUACUGUUUGUAUUGAACAAACCCCUGCAUCUGAUAAUACUCCUACCACAUUAGAAACCAAGACCGCUCAACCAACAGGCACUACCACCCAACCAGGUAACGGUCCAGCAGGCACCACCACCCAACCAGGUAACGGUCCAGCAGGCACCACCACCCAACCAGGUAACGGUCCAGUAGGCACCACCACCCAACCAGGUAACGGUCCAGCAGGCACCACCACCCAACCAGGUAACGGUCCAGCAGGCACCACCACCCAACCAGGUAACGGUCCAGCAGGCACCACCACCCAACCAGGUAACGGUCCAGCAGGCACCACCACCCAACCAGGUAACGGUCCAGCAGGCACCACCACCCAACCAGGUAACGGUCCAGCAGGCACCACCACCCAACCAGGUAAUGGUGAAGGUUCUUCCAAUGUUGCGCCAACUAACGAUGUUGUUACAGAGCAACCUGCUGAGUCAUCAACCACUUCACCAGAGUCUAUUUCUGUUGCAACUGCUUCCAAUAGUGAAAUCACCUAUUACGGCGGAGCUCAUAAGGUUGGUUCCGGCAUUGCACCUCUAGCUAUUAUCUUAGUUUCUUUCUUAUUCUAG
Pichia kudriavzevii is the source of this 5952-nucleotide messenger RNA. RefSeq lists its product as uncharacterized. NCBI's taxonomy places the organism in Eukaryota, Fungi, Ascomycota, Pichiomycetes, Pichiales, Pichiaceae. The transcript has a single exon. Bases 1 to 5952 code for a protein of 1983 amino acids. The record is from RefSeq and is a predicted model, not a curated record.